UCUGCACGAAGGUGCUCAAAGGAAAGCAGUGAAAGGACUAUUGCACGAGUUCCUUCCUCUCCUGUUCACCUUUACAUCCGAUCUACACCGGUUCGUUUCCAAUGGCUUAUACGAAGGAGUCGUUAUCCACUGCAGCUGUGCCGAAGGAUGAGAGCAGACCUGCAGUCGGCCGUACUGAAGCGGCUCAGCUACCGGCGGCAGAACCUGAGCAGGAGCAUCCCUCGCGGCUCCGUGCGGCUCCGUGCGGCGCCGGGGCGAGGGCGGGGGCCGGGGAGGGGCCGGUCGGGCUCUGCCUCCUUCCGCUCCGGCUUCUUCUGCCCCGCGGGCGACGACAGCGGCAGUCAUGGGGGUGGCUGUGGGGCGGCGGAGGCGCUGGGGCGUGCCGGUGCUGCUGCUGGCUUACCUAGGUUACGUGGGGCUGGGGGCCGGCGUGCUGCAGGCGCUGGAAAGGCCGGCCGAGGUGCGGGCGGCUCGGCGGCUCCUCCAGCAGCGCUGGGAGCUGCUCGCCAACCACACCUGCCUGCAGGGGCCCGCCCUGCAGAGGCUCAUCCAGGUGAGCUCCGGGCUGUCCGAGCAUCCGCUCGUAUAAGGGCUUCUCCCCGUCGCCGCUGUCCUCGCAGGAGUUGCGGCGUUUGCUGGUUUGGUAUCAUCGAAGCCUACAAGAGUGGUGUAACCCUCCAGGGAAACACCACUAGCCUGGGCAGGUGGGACUUCAGUGGAUCUUUCUUCUUCUCCAUCUCUGCAAUAACAACCAUUGGCUAUGGGAACCUAAGCCCCAGCACUGUGGCUGGUCGAAUUUUCUGCAUCUUCUUUGCCCUUUUUGGGAUCCCCUUGAACCUUGUCCUCCUGAAUGAAAUUGGGCAGCUGAUGUUGUUGGGGGUUCAGCGUAGUGCCCAUCACCUAGAAGAGAUGUUUCACUGGAAGAUAAAAGCUGCUCUACUGAUGAAGACUUGUGCACUAGUAACAGGGUUGUUAUUGUUCCUCCUGCUACCUCCCUUGUUGUUCUCUAACAAAGAAGGAUGGACUUAUGAAGAGAGUUUCUACUAUUCCUUCAUUACUCUCAGCACUAUAGGAUUUGGAGAUUAUGUGAUUGGGAUGAACCCAGACCGCACCUAUCCAAGCUGGUACAAGAAUGUAAUCUCCCUUUGGAUCCUCUUCGGGAUGGCCUGGCUUGCACUGAUUAUCAAAUGUUGCAUCAACUUACUGGAGAGCUCCAGUGACUUCUGUCAGUGCAACAGGAAGAGCAUAGAGUUGUCAGAAGACGAAAUGGAUGAUGGCAAAAAGAGUAUGACAGGACUUCACAAUGUGGAGAGCUGCAAUGACAAAGACACAAAAGCAGGAGGACCAGGUGGAUAUCACACCCACACAACUUCUACAGAAGCACUUUAGAGGAGAAACAUACCUUUGGUGUCUCUCAUGUUCCAGUACACCAGAGAUCACUGCUUAGAAAUGUGGGAAUGGAGCUGCCCUGACAUUCACUCUGGGAUGCAAAACUGCUCGUUGAGUAUGAAAUGCUUCUAUUCUGAAUUGAAAAUGGCAGCAAAAUAUUUCAUUUGUAGCACUACCAGGAAUUACCAAGAAGACUCUUGAUCAACCAAAAGCAGAUUUUCAGAGGUAAUACCUACAUUCCCACCUCAAUAUGAGAUAAACCUUGAUAUCUGCACCCAGCGCUGCCCACUGUCUUUUUCUUUGCAAAUAAAUAUGUGGUAUUUUGCAAAUACCACUACUAGAAAAGGAAGCAUAAUUUAAUACAGGAAGCAAAUUGUAUGUUGCCAAAAGGCUCAGUGGAAAAAUAUUCUUUUAAACAAGCUGGCAGUGACUAUAAAUGAGCUCCAUCACCUAUGUGUUUGUGCUUGCCAAAGGUGGUAAUGUAUUUCAGCUAUCUGAUCAUUUGUAUGUGAGUAGCAGUGAGGCAGAGAUCGUUGAGGUGCCUAAUAGAAAUUGAAUGUUUGGUUUUGUUAAGGAAACUUCUACAUCAGAGGUCCACUAGUGUUAAAAAAGAUAGUAGGCAGUUGGUUUUUUUAUUUAUUCCAAAACUUAUGCAGGGUCAUCCUUUAAGUAUUAUGUAGACUAGAUAUCACUGAAAUGCAACAGUUCAUUUGGAUACAUUUUUUUUCUUUUUCACAUUUUGGAAGCUGGGAAAGGAAGACUAGAGGCAAAAGAGCUGCUUUAAUAAAGAGACAAAUUUAAAUGCCUUCAACGCUGAUCAGGAGAGAUGCUGUUAGCAUGAGCUUCACAAGGCAUAAAUAAAUACUGUAUUUGCUUGUUUAAGUCUUUUUUAUAAGCACAACUGCAGUUUGAUCUGUAAUACAAAACCUGAUCAUUUGGCACUUCUGUCUAUCAUGAAUUGAAAAUUCUUAAAAAUUUCCUUAAGUUCUCAGAAAUCUUUUGAAAAAUUAUGCCAUUUAAAAAGGCCCAACAGAAUCUAACUCCUGCUGCCGUUUGUAUACCAACAUCUAUAUUGUUUUCUUAUUCCUGUUGUGGCAUUGGCAUCCUAGAGCAAAUAGCACAACCAACUUUGAAGGCUUGACUGUAGGAGUAAGCCAGAAGAAAGCGUUUGCGUGAGCCUGAGCUUCUGCAUUGGUCCUAGAUCUUUACACAGAGAGAAGAAAGUGGGCAGAAAGCAUAAGCUGUUGGAGCAUGAUGCCUAUGAAUUAGCAAUAUACAUACCUGGGCUUCCAGCAAUGCAGUGAGUGAAAAUUUUGGUCUUUGGGAAGACAAGUUCUGGAAAACAUAUCAUGAAAAAAAUAGUUUCCCGAGUAGGCCAGUCUGAGCUUCAGUAUAUUGUGGAAUUGAUUGUAAAAGAAAAUGCAAGAAAGGAAUCUGCAGGAUCAAAUUAAGACUGUCAGCCUUUAUGUUGUCACCUUUUGGCCGACUCUGUACUGUUAAAUGGUCUCUCAAGUACUUUUUCAAUAGACAGCAAGAGGUAAGAAAGGGAGCGAGUGGACAUCUCAAGUUGUAUUUGGGGAAUUGAUGCAAAAUAAAUAAAACUGAUUUUUUUUUAAAAAAAUAUUGGGUAAUUCCUUAACAGCCUUCUGCAAAAUCUUUUCUGUUCUCCCAUGUUUGUUCUCCUGUGUUUUGUUUUGUUUAUUUUCACUGUUGGAUGUACAAUUUAGUUUUUAAUGAUGUUCAUAAUGGGCUAGCCCACAGUAAGGCUAAAAUACAGUUUUUAAACCUAAGUGAAACACAGUUCUAGAACAUAUUAUGUGAUACUCUUUUGCAUCACCUUCCAGGUGCAAAACUCAGCAAAUAUUGCAGUGUCAUAAAAGCCAGAUGUCCAGGGGAUAAUAGGAGUUUCUGCUGGUGAGGAUGAGAAUCGCUUUGCUAAAUCUAUUUAAGGUUUAAUUUGAAAUGUCACAACUCUGGGGAUUUUUACCAACUCUGCUCUUGCAUAAGAAGGCUUAGCUUGAAAAGAGUUUCCUCUAUUCAAUUUGAAUGUCUAUUAUAUUAAUCCCAUGUAUUUCAAAACUACUGUGUGUUUGUAGUUUGUGAGUGAGGUGUUCAUAAGUUCUCUAGAGAUUUGGGCACCCCAUACAUACUGAAGUAUAAACAGCUGCAUGCCUUAGGACAGCUAGGAGGAACUUCAGGAGUAGCCCUGAAAAAGGAAAAAAACAAUAAUUCUUCAUAGAUCUUAGUGCUUCCACUGUAUGUCAGGGUUCAUCAACAUACCUAAGCAUGGGGCUAGGUCUCAAAAUGAUUCAAUAUCUGUACCAGUAAACCUUACUGAUUCACUUCCUUCCUCAGCUGUGCUGAUCUAUUGCCCAACAGCUUCCCCACAAGCGUAGUUCUGCCACAGGACUUUCCAAUACAGCAUACCUAGUGGGAGGAGGCUUAUCUGAACUGCUAAUUGAUCUUCCAGAGUUGCAAGCUGCCUGCUUGUGUCCUGGACCACCUAAAAAUAUGAAAUAAAUUGGCCAAAUACCACCCUGCCUGAGUUCUCUGAUGGCCCAUUAGCAUGUCAUUUAUAAGUAACCUUUUAUUGAGUGUUAAUCAGCUGGAUUAUUCUCUCUCAUUCCCCGCAAACUGCUGUGCCUCUCCCCUUUCUGUUCUUUAUGAAGCUGUGCUGUGGUUAAAUGACAUGGAUGAAUUUGUUCCCAGAGGCAUGAGGAGAAAAUGGAAUUUUGCAACAUCACAAAAACAUCAUCACCGAUGUGUCUUCUCUACCGAAAUAUGAAAGGUUAUCUACUCAAGGGUAAAAUAAAGAAAACAAAAGCAUGGUGCUGUUAUCAUUCUUGUCAUGGUGAACUUUCAGUCUCCUGUAAUCUCCACUGGAAAAUUACAGAUGCUUCUUGAUUAUUAUUUUUAUAACAAGUCUUCCUGUUCAAAUAAAAGUGUAGUUUCCAUUA
This is a messenger RNA of Gallus gallus (chicken), 4346 nucleotides long. RefSeq names its product potassium two pore domain channel subfamily K member 17 (gene KCNK17). Gene Ontology annotation, molecular function: potassium ion leak channel activity. The transcript has 5 exons. Gene Ontology annotation, cellular component: membrane. Gene Ontology annotation, biological process: stabilization of membrane potential; potassium ion transmembrane transport. Lineage: Eukaryota; Metazoa; Chordata; Aves; Galliformes; Phasianidae. Bases 148 to 1389 code for a protein of 413 amino acids. The record is from RefSeq and is a predicted model, not a curated record.